Molecule: messenger RNA, 809 nt
Organism: Glossina fuscipes
Lineage: Eukaryota; Metazoa; Arthropoda; Insecta; Diptera; Glossinidae
Product: peptide deformylase, mitochondrial-like
Exons: 2
Coding region: 32-751 (239 amino acids)
Biological process (GO): N-terminal protein amino acid modification; peptidyl-methionine modification
Cellular component (GO): mitochondrion
Molecular function (GO): peptide deformylase activity
Source: RefSeq, a predicted model, not a curated record
AUUUUGAUAGCAGUAGAAAAUAAUUUCGAGGAUGUUUUCAAAUAGAACAAAUUUAUUAAAAAUUCCCAUUAAACAGCAAAAUAUCCGUCACCUUUGCACUACGUUGACCAAAUCAAAAUCAUUUCGACAAUGGUAUCGUGAUUUAUGGAUAUCUAAUCACCUUUGCCAACCUCCCUAUUGGCAUUUUACCCAAAUUGGUGACCCCAUAUUAAGAACUAAAGCUAGUAUUGUGCCAGAGGAGGCCAUUAAGGAGCCAGAAAUUGCCGACUUUGUAAACCAAAUGAUUAAAAUGUUGCGUAAAUAUAAUUGUGUGGGCAUAGCUGCACCACAAAUUGGUGUAUCGCUGCGAAUUAUUGUCAUGGAAUGUAAAGAAAAUUUGAAAGAAAAAUUCUCCAAAGAAGUGUACUUGGCUAGAGAAAUGUCAACCCUCCCCUUAACGGUUAUGAUUAAUCCGACUUUAAAAGUUCUAGAUUAUGAUAAACGUAAAUUUUUGGAAAGUUGUAUGAGUGUAAAAGGUUAUUCUGCAGAGGUGGAACGCUAUCGAAGCGUUUGUUUAACUGGUGUAGAUGACAGAAAUAACAAACAGUUAUUAACAUUGAAAGGCUGGAAUGCGCGCAUAGCCCAGCAUGAAAUGGAUCAUUUAGAUGGUAAACUAUAUAUCGAUCAUAUGGAUCCUUCAACAUUUCAUUGUACGUGCUGGGAGGUAGUUAAUAGAAAAGCUGGUCGUGUUGAAAUACCUUUCUAUAAGUGAUAUAUAAAAGAUAAGUUUCUCAUUAUAAAAAUAAAAAAAGGAACGCAAACAAAGGCAA